Molecule: messenger RNA, 3690 nt
Organism: Puntigrus tetrazona (Sumatra barb)
Lineage: Eukaryota; Metazoa; Chordata; Actinopteri; Cypriniformes; Cyprinidae
Gene: tbxta
Product: T-box transcription factor Ta
Exons: 8
Coding region: 735-2006 (423 amino acids)
Biological process (GO): positive regulation of DNA-templated transcription; cell fate specification; mesoderm formation
Cellular component (GO): nucleus
Molecular function (GO): DNA-binding transcription factor activity, RNA polymerase II-specific; RNA polymerase II cis-regulatory region sequence-specific DNA binding
Source: RefSeq, a predicted model, not a curated record
AGUAUCUGGGACAACAAAAGAUUAGCAUUAUUCGCAAAUAUACAACCGAGUUCAAAGGCAGCGCGGAGCAGACGCCGUCUCUCUCUUCCUGCUUUUGUCUCGGAGACGAGUUUGGAUCAGGCCGCUCUCCGGCCACGAGGAUCAAAAUGCGUCCGUGAAAAAUAAGAUUAAAAAAAACAACAAAUGAGUACGACAUCUGUGAAAGUACCUAAAUAAAACAUUUUUUAAAAAUACGGCCCAUCUGAAGUUUAUUGCUUAUACUUUGCUCUUUAUGUCAUUUCCCCUAUUUUAUUUAAUUAUUUUCGGUAACGCUUUAUUUAAGGUGUCUUUGUUACAUAACAUUAUGCAAGUAAUCCUAAACUAAACCCAAUUUUAAUGAGUACACGUAUUAACACACGUUAAAUAAUAUGUCACUUUAAAAAAUAAAGCGUAGAUAUUUUUUUACACGCUUUUUUAUAUUGGCUGUGGUCUAUCAAACACUUCGACGCUUUGUAACGGGCCUCUAUGGAUGUCAAUAAUACUUUCCGUGUCGCGGGGCCGUAUUAUCGGGCGCUAUUAGGGCGCGAUGGGCCUGGUCCUGCGCGGCGGGUCACGCCCCGUGACAGCGGGAGCUCCGCGUAUCGGCCCUUUAAAAAGAGCCCGGCGCGUCAAAGGCCAGACCGAGACGCGCCGUCGAAGCAUCGCGACCCGACGGGAUUUAGUGAUUUGGGACCUGUAUUGAUUUGAUCGGAACUAUGUCCUCCUCGAGCCCCGACCAGCGCCUGGACCACCUCCUGAGCGCCGUGGAGAGCGAGUUUCAGAAGGGCAGCGAGAAGGGCGACGCGUCCGAGCGGGAUAUUAAACUCUCCCUGGAAGACGCGGAGCUGUGGGGCAAAUUUAAAGAGCUCACCAACGAAAUGAUUGUCACUAAGACCGGGAGGCGAAUGUUUCCCGUGCUCCGAGCCAGUGUCUCCGGCCUGGACCCCAACGCCAUGUACUCGGUCCUGCUGGACUUCGUGGCCGCCGAUAAUAAUCGGUGGAAGUACGUGAACGGUGAAUGGGUGCCGGGGGGGAAACCUGAACCGCAGAGCCCGAGCUGUGUGUACAUCCACCCAGACUCACCCAACUUCGGCGCACACUGGAUGAAAGCCCCCGUCUCCUUCAGCAAAGUCAAACUCUCCAAUAAACUCAACGGAGGGGGACAGAUUAUGUUGAACUCUCUGCACAAAUACGAACCCAGGAUUCAUAUAGUGAAAGUCGGCGGGAUCCAGAAAAUGAUCAGCAGCCAGUCUUUUCCCGAGACCCAGUUUAUUGCGGUCACAGCUUAUCAGAACGAAGAGAUCACAGCUCUGAAGAUCAAGCACAACCCGUUUGCCAAAGCCUUCCUGGACGCCAAAGAAAGAAGCGACCACAAGGAAGUCCCAGACCACAGCACUGACAACCAGCAAUCUGGAUACUCGCAACUUGGUGGCUGGUUCCUGCCCAGUAAUGGCCCCAUGGGCCCCAGCAGCAGCCCUCCUCAGUUCAAUGGGGCCCCCGUUCACUCCUCUGGCUCGUACUGUGAGAGAUACUCCAGCCUGAGGAACCACAGAGCUGCUCCGUAUCCCAGCCAUUACCCCCACCGCAGCACUACCAGCAAUAACUACAUGGACAAUUCUUCAGGAAGUCUUGCUACUCACGACAGCUGGUCGGCCCUGCAGAUACCCAACUCCAGCGGCAUGGGCACCCUGGCCCACACCACGAACACCACCUCCAACACCAGCCAGUACCCAAGCCUGUGGUCCGUCGCCGGGACGACCCUCACGCCCUCCGGCUCGGCAUCGGGGUCCAUCACGGGCGGCCUGACGUCUCAGUUCCUGCGCGGUUCCUCGGUGUCCUACUCGGGGCUGACCUCCUCCCUGCCCGUGUCCUCUCCCUCCUCGAUGUACGACCCGGGCCUGAGCGAGGUCGGCGUCGGAGACGCUCAGUUUGAGAGCUCCAUCGCCAGGCUCACGGCGUCCUGGGCUCCCGUGGCUCAGAGCUACUGAGAUCCAUCACACUGUGACUCUCACGACUUGAUCCGAGGGGAAGAUCCUGCGAACGCUGGUCAGAAGCCUGCUCCCAGAGGGAAUGCAGAAGCACCUCUCUGUCGUUUCGACAAUCAGAAGGACCGAGCGAAAGAAACGGGUUGAUUUUCUGAAUUCUGUAUCUGUAUGGUGUCAUGGCACGAAGCAACGAUGAGAGACGAUCAAUCAAUCGUAGAGUAUCUAUAUUUGCAAAAACUGUUAGCCAUAAGAAUGAGGCCAAUUAUGGUGUUUAUUGUUCUUAAUAAUGUUAUCUAAAAGAUUAAUAAGACCAAAUCGUGCUGUUGACUCACUAAAAUGUAUAUGUGUGUAAAUAAAUAGAAAUUAACGCCCAUUUUCGUAGUUUUACAGUAUGUUACAGUAACAGUGCUUUCUGUAGAGCUGGGGAAAGAUGGACUUUGCUGUUUAGUUUGGAAACAUAAAUCAUUUGUACAUAUCUAUCUAUUUGUAUUUGUUGGACUCUUUAUGAGUUUUAUUUAUGUCAUUUUAAUAAUAAAUUAAAGUUGUUUUUUUCUGUCAAACCAUUUGUCUGUAGUCUUUCCUGUCCUUUUUGUAACACGGAUAUAAUUAUUGUACGUCAAUUAAGUAUUUACUAAAACUGAACAUUUAUUACUAAUUUAACCUUGAAACAGGUUUUUUUUUUUUUUUUUUAAGAAAUCAAUAGCGAUUCAGCAACAAUUAAUGAAUUUAAAAAAAUAUCUCUUAAAUAAAUGAUAGUUUAUGUUAUUAAUUAAUAUUAUGUAAUGUUAAUAACUAAUAAAUUUUUUCCUAUGUGCCAAGCAGGAGAUUGUACUAAACCUUGUAUUUUCUUAAAUAUAUUAUUUAAAUGUGGCUUGUUCAAAUUAUUCCAUUUAAAAAUCUUGGCAUCGUAAAGAUCUUUAAACUAAAAUAUCAUAAUUGUCAGUUUAUUAAAUGGUCAUUUCCGUUGAAAAGGCUUAGUACUAAAUUAGUACUAAAAUACAGGUAUUAAAUAAACACGUUUGAGCCGUUAUUCUUUCUGAACUAUGCAUCAAACAUCGUUUUUAUUUCUUCAGGUUUUCUUAUAGUUCUAUUAUUUCAUCUUCAUAGACACAGAUCUUGUUAAAAUAUUCGUUUCAGUAAUGCAUAAGUUGAGUUGUGUUAUAGAUAGACUGUGAUAGGUCUGCAGAUCAAGAGAAAAUCAAGAGGAAAAAGAGAAAGAAUCAAGAACAAAACCCAAAUGACUCGACUUCGGUGAGAAAUCUGUGAGACAACAGUAACAAUUAUAAUAAUAUGUCAUAUAAUAACAGCAAGUGACACAUUCAAUAUGAUAUUAAUGCUGCACACAAUUGCAUUUUUAAUAUUUUUCAUAUUUGUGUCAUACUUUUUUGUAUAUUGGUAAUUAUUAUUAUUAUUAUUAUAUUAUUAUCCAUUUAAUUACUAGUGAAAAUUAAAACAACAAAAAUAUGCUUCUAUUACACCUACUGCUACCACUACUUAUUUUAUUAGUAAUAAUUAUACAAUAUUGUUUUAUUUUAAUAUUAUUAAUACAAAAUCAAUAUUAAUACUACUACUACUACUACUGUACAAUCCAUUCUAGAGAAAUCAUUUGUACAUAUCUAAUUUGUUACACUAUUAAUGAGUUUAAUGUCAUUUUAAUAAUAAAGUUUUUUCUGUCAAACAUUUAUCA